Molecule: messenger RNA, 453 nt
Organism: Laccaria bicolor S238N-H82
Lineage: Eukaryota; Fungi; Basidiomycota; Agaricomycetes; Agaricales; Hydnangiaceae
Exons: 2
Coding region: 1-453 (150 amino acids)
Source: RefSeq, a predicted model, not a curated record
AUGCGAGUGGUGACCCGAGGGAUAGAAUCGACAGCAGGGGUCGUCGUCUUUGGAGAGCGGCGGGGUCUGGUGGAGGAGGAUGAAGCCUUCUCCGAAUCCGCGCCCUUCUUUCCCUCCACAAGCAAGUUCGCAAUUUUCUCGCACCUCGACUCUUCCUUGCCCUUUGCCUGUGCUUUGCGUUUCCUCCCUUUUGCUGAAUCCUCUGUUUCGUCCCCCGCGCAGACAUCACCAUCGUCAGGCUCUGGAAGCGAAGCAAGCGGGUGUUCUUGCGCCGUCGUCAUAGUAGGGGAAGACGAAGAUGAAGAACUACCCAUCGACGUAGUCGAGAAAUACGCCGAAGUGGGCGUGAUGAGGGACGGCGUCGAAGCCACCGUAGCCGUCUGUGUCUGGAUCAUAAGCCUGAUCGCUGGAAGCUGGGUGGGUGAAUGCGGCCGACGACGGGGAAGGUGGUAG